AUGGACACGAAAGAGUUUGAUAGCAUUCGGUAUGAUGAGCUGAUGAAUGUGGGUAAUGAUGAUGAUGGUAGUGGUCGUAUCUCCCGUCAACGUCUCACCGACCCAAGCACUCUCUCGCCAUCAACCCACACUGUCAAAGACACCGCACCAUAUCCCAUCCACAUCACAUUCUGGAACCGUCUCCAAUCUCCAACACUAUCUCACCCAGCUGCCCACACGAUCCAGCCCGUUGCCUCUUGCCCCAUCAACGUCACUCUCCAUAACUGA
Molecule: messenger RNA, 267 nt
Organism: Caenorhabditis remanei
Lineage: Eukaryota; Metazoa; Nematoda; Chromadorea; Rhabditida; Rhabditidae
Exons: 2
Coding region: 1-267 (88 amino acids)
Source: RefSeq, a predicted model, not a curated record